AAAAAGUUAAAACUGUUCAUAUAAUCUUUUCCCUAUAUAUUCCGCCGUUACUUUUCCCCGUGAAUUCCGUAUUCCUCGACUCAUACAAAUACAAAAUAUAUAUAUAUAUAAUAUAUAUUUUAGUAACGCCCUUACUAUUUACUCCUCCGAUGGACGGAAUUAAAGUAAAAGAAGAAUAUAUAGAACAACAACAAUUAAACAAGUCAAGAAAAAAACCAGAUAAAAUACCAGUAAUUGAUCUAGAAAGUUCUGAUGAUGAUAAUAAUGAAAAUGAAAAUGAUGAUGAAUAUUCUUCAAGUAAUGGAAAAAGGUUUAGGGUUUCAAAUAAUAAUGAAAGUAAUAAGAAAUUGAAAAAGAAUGUUUCUGGUGGUGGUGGUGGAGUGGUGCUUCCUGAAGGUUUUUUGGAUCCGUUGCCGCCUAGGGUUUCGUCCAACGAAAACCGAAAAGAAACCGAAAAAAGGGGGAAUAAUAAUAAUAAUGCUGUUAGUUGUAAUAAGCAGUUUUGGAAAGCUGGUGAUUUUGAAGAGAAUUCUUAUUCUGUUACUAGUGGUUCUGAUUGGAAUCUUACAUCAGGUGGUAUGGAUCAUUUGAGGGUUCAUCCAAGGUUUCUACACUCUAACGCAACCAGUCAUAAAUGGGUGCUUGGCGCUUUUGCGGAACUUUUGGACAAUUCACUGGAUGAGGUUUGUAAUGGAGCUACAUAUGUCAAAAUUGAUAUGCUAACAAACACGAAAAAUGACAGCAGAAUGUUGCUGAUUGAAGAUAAUGGUGGUGGGAUGGACCCAGAUAAAAUGCGACAUUGUAUGUCUCUUGGGUAUUCUUUAAAGAGCAAGGUCAAAGAUACCAUUGGGCAAUAUGGAAAUGGUUUUAAGACAAGCACCAUGAGGCUUGGAGCUGAUGUUAUUGUCUUCUCUCGGAGCUCUGGGAAAGAUGGUAAAAGAUCUACUCAGAGCAUUGGGCUGCUGUCUUACACAUUUCUGCGGUGCACAGGGAAGGAAGAUAUUGUAGUUCCCAUGCUUGAUUACGAAAGACGUGACCAAGAAUGGAAGAAUAUGAAUCGCGUAUCCGCCAGUGAUUGGGAUAGAAAUGUUGAGGCGAUGGUAGAAUGGUCUCCGUUCUCUAGUGAAGCAGACCUCUUGAGACAAUUUGAUAAGAUGAAGGCUCAGGGUACACGCAUAAUCGUUUACAAUCUAUGGGAGGAUGAUCAAGGACAGUUAGAGCUUGAUUUUGAUGCCGAUAAACAAGAUAUUCAAAUUCGAGGUGUAAAUCGAGACGAGCAAAAUAUAAAAAUGGCACAAGAACAUCCAAACUCUAGACACUUCUUGACAUAUCGUCACUCACUGAGGGGACAAUGUACCUUGAAAAGUGAUUAUCUGAUAUAUUCAAUAAGUAAAGCUGGAAAGUGUGGCAGAAGAUAUCAGAUUUAUGCAUCAAUUCUCUAUCUAAGAGUUCCUCAUAACUUCCGCAUGAUUCUUCGUGGGAAGGACAUUGUGCAUCAUAACAUAAUAAAUGAUAUGAUGAUGACAAAGGAGGUCACAUAUCGUCCACAGCCUGGUCAGGAUGGGAUGCCUAAUGAUUCAAACAUGGUAGCUGUAGUGACAGUGGGGUUCGUUAAGGAUGCUAAAGCUCAUAUUGAUGUACAAGGGUUCAACGUCUAUCAUAAAAACAGACUCAUUAAGCCUUUCUGGAGAAUCUGGAAUGCAGCAGGAAGUGAUGGUCGUGGGGUCAUAGGUGUGUUGGAAGCUAAUUUUGUUGAACCAGCUCAUGACAAACAAGGAUUUGAGCGCACUAAUGUUCUUCAAAGACUCGAAACACGCCUUAUUCAAAUGCAAAAGACAUACUGGGGUAGUUAUUGUCACAAAAUUGGCUAUGCUCCUCGAGGCCGCAGGAAAGAUUUCGACAACGGGGAAACUUCUCCCGAUUACACACCAGAAGCUCCUCCAAGAAGAAAUAAUGUUGCAUCAGAUAAAGCAGCACCAGUUCCUUAUUCAGACAAAUUCUCCUCGCAUAUAAAAGGAGGAACUAAUCCAACCAGACAUCCUAAUGAUAAUGUGGGAGAUAAGUCACAUAGGAUAUCUGGCGUAGGUGCAAGCUCUUCAGAGUCGACAUCACCUUUAAUUGAUAAUAACGGUGAUGAUAAUUCACAAACUCCAAUGACUAGAAGAUAUGCAAAUGGCAGUGCUCAGAUAGGAGGAUCAUCACAUAAAACUCGUUCAGUUUCAGCUAGAGAGGCCAAACUUCCUGAACCAGGCCAUAAUGUUUCUUCAAGUGGGAGAGCCAUGCAAGUUGUCACACCUCCUCACUUAAGGUCUUCCGCUGUUAAUGGGAAUGCAGCAGUUCCUUCAAAUUAUAGCACUCUGGAAUUCAUUCAGUUAGUUGAAGAAAACCGUGACUUGAAAGAAAGAUUGAGAAGGAGAGAAGAAGAGAUCUUGGGUGAUUUGCUGCACGAUCUAGAAUCUGAAAGAUGUCGUUGCAAAGAACUUGAGGCACAGCUAGAGUCAGAAAAGCAAAGAUUUGAAGUUCUAAACAAGGAGCAAGAUAGCAUAAUCGCGAUAUUUUCGGAGGAGAGAGAGCGUAGAGACACUGAGGAGGAAGCUUUAAGAAAAAAGUUGAAGGAAGCGGAAGUUACGACCAAAAACUUGAUGGAAAAGGUGACACAGUUGCAGUUGGAGAAGAUGAAAACAAUGGGGCACAAAUGGGGCCAGUAGGAACACACAUCAAUACAGAUGCCUGCAGCUAUAGUUGGGGAAGAUGAAACCUUGCUAAUGUGUUUCCUAAAUUAGUCUUAGUGUGUUAUUCAGGCCGGUAGUAUUCUGUACAUGAUAGGAAGCUCUUUUCCUUAGUCAAUUUUGUUUAGGGUUUAAUAAUCAUUGGAUCACUAACAUAUUUUUUCUUCUCUAAAUGGUUGCAUGUUAAACAUUUUUACUGA
This is a messenger RNA of Erigeron canadensis, 2929 nucleotides long. Its product is annotated as protein MICRORCHIDIA 7. The transcript has 21 exons. Gene Ontology annotation, molecular function: ATP hydrolysis activity. Gene Ontology annotation, cellular component: nucleus. The coding region runs from base 150 to 2708 and encodes 852 amino acids. NCBI's taxonomy places the organism in Eukaryota, Viridiplantae, Streptophyta, Magnoliopsida, Asterales, Asteraceae. The record is from RefSeq and is a predicted model, not a curated record.